Cylindrotheca closterium is the source of this 432-nucleotide messenger RNA. Lineage: Eukaryota; Bacillariophyta; Bacillariophyceae; Bacillariales; Bacillariaceae. The record is from the annotation of a GenBank genome assembly.
AUGUGUAUUGCACUUCCGCAAGAUUUCACCAACGAUGUCCAUUUGGAAGAUUGGUGCCCAACGUUCAAAAAUUACCUUCGCACCAUACCAGGAAGAGACGGUGUGCCACUGAGCUACAUUGUGAGAAUGAACGAUGCAGGAAUGCUCAACCUGCACAAAGAUUUCUUGGCAACCUACGUCAACAUGGCACCACACGUUGGCGAAGCAUACGUCAUGGAUAACGCCAAAGUCCUAGUCCUUCUCAGCAAGUUUAUUGUGGGGAAUACCGAAGCUGAAGCAAUUCUCCGAGCCAUCAACAUUGCAGGCAAUGGGAGAGAAGCAUUCAACGCACUACAUACCCACUACAAGGGUGAAGGAAUCCUAGCCAGCGACUUGUCGAAGCCAAACACACCAUCAAAGAACUGUGUUACGUUGGCGAAAAACCAAAAAUGA